AUGGAGCCAAUAACGUUCAAAGUGAAGAAGCACCAGACGCCCGGUGAGCUCCCGGUGAGUUUCAGCCUGCAGCUGGUCGGUUCCCUGCCCGUGCACUCGCUGACCACCAUGUCCAUGCUGCCCUGGGUGGUGGCGGAGAUCCGGCGGCUCCGCACGGAGCCUGCCAAGGAAGAACCCAGCACCAGCCAAAUCCGGCUCUACGUUUCCCCGGCGAGUCUGCGGUGCGAGCCGGACACGGGCAGAAACCAGCCGUGGGACCCCCUGAUCUGCUCGAGCCUCUUCGAGCACAAGCCCCAGCACGUGCACAAGCUCAUUCACAACAGCCACGAGCCCAGCUACUUCGCCUGCCUCGUCAAGGAGGGAGCGGCCGCCCAGCAGAGUGUCUGCUAUGUCUUCAAAGCUGAUGACCAAACAAAAGUGCCUGAGAUUAUAAGCUCCAUUCGACAGGCUGGAAAAAUAGCUCGUCAGGAAGAGUUUCAGAAUAAUCUGUCUGACGUUGAAGACCCUUUUGCCAAAAAGUUUGAGGUGCUCUUCUGUGGACGGGUGACGGUGGCGCACAAAAAUGCCCCCCCAGCGCUCAUAGACGAAUGCAUCGAGAAGUUUAACCAUGCAAGUGGUGCAAAAAACUCAGACUCCAACUCCUUGCCCCAACAACAUGAAACUACCAAUAACUCGGGAGGCUUCUCUCUCAGCGAAAAGUUUCGGUCCGUCUUCCAGCCCUUGGUCGGUGAAGAGGAGGAAAAAAGGCCCAUGAGAAAAUCCUUUUCUCAGCCUGGGCUUCGUUCUCUCGCUUUUAAGAAGGAAAUGCCGGAGGGAAGCCAUAGGAGUAACAGCUUUGUCAGGUCUUUUGAGGAAGAUGCAAUUUCGCUGAACCUAAAAAGUCAACUUCUCUAUGGACACAGUGUUGUGCAGCCCACGGACAUUGCGGAAAACCGGACGAUGUUGUUCACGAUUGGCCAGUCUGAAGUUUACCUUAUCAGUCCCGACACAAAAAAAGUAGCAAUUGAGAAAAGCUUUAAAGAAAUAUCCUUUUGUUCUCAGGGAAUUAGACACGUGGAUCACUUUGGGUUCAUCUGCAGAGAGUCUUCAGAAAAUGGAGGCUUCCACUUCGUUUGCUAUGUGUUCCAGUGUACGGAUGAAGCCCUGGUUGAUGAAAUCAUGAUGACGUUGAAGCAGGCUUUCACUGUAGCUGCAGUGCAGCAGACCUCCAAGGCCCAGCCGCAGCUCUGCGAAGGAUGUCCUCUGCAGAGCUUGCAUAAGCUCUGCGAGAAGAUAGAAGGGCUACAUCCUUCUAAGACUAAACUAGAACUACAGAAGCAUCUAACAACACUAAAUACCCAGGAACAGGCCUCAGUUUUUGAAGAGGUUAAGAAAUUAAGACCAAGAAAUGAGCAAAAAGAGAAUGAGCUGGUUAUCUCUGUUUUGAGGAACAUGUAUGAAGAAAAGCAGAGGGACCACAUUCAUGUGGGAGAAGCAAAGCAGACUUCACAACCCCCUCCUGAAAAUGCUGGAAAUGAGGUGUCCGGCAGUACUUCAAGGUUCAGGUUGGAUAUGUUAAAGAACAAAGCAAAAAGAUCUCUGACAGAAUCAUUUGAAAAUAUUUUAUCACGUGGCAGUAAAGCUAGAGGUCCACUAGAGAGUUCUGGUAGUGUGGAUGUGGAGAGCUCUGUGUCCAGUGCAUUAAGCAGCACAAGUAAAGAACCACCUCCGUGUGAAAAAGAGAGAGAGAGGCUCCCUACCCUCCCUCCAGAAAACUCUGUCAAGAGCAGUGGCUCAGUGGGUGACCUCUCUGGUGACCAGGAUAGUUGUCCCCUCGAGCUGGCUGCCAAGGUACCGCAGCAGAGCUUUCGGCGGCGAGCAAACACCUUGAGCCAUUUGCCAACGGAAAGCCGGGAGUCUCUGGAGCCUGUUGAAAAGUCACCGUCUGUUCCGCAGAGGAAACUUAUGAGGUAUCACUCUGUGAGCACAGAGACUCCUCACAAGAGAAACUCUUCCGGUCAACUUGCACCUUCUCCUACUCUAACUCGUCUUAAUCCCUCCGCCUCUUCACCCAACUUCUUUAAAUAUCUAAGGCAUAAUGCAAGUGGAGAACCAAGUGGGCAUUUUACACAAAAGAGCAUCUCCUACCGUACUGCCUUAAGGAGAAAGCUUCAUUCUUCCUCCUCUGUGCCAAAUUUCUUAAAAUUUCUGGCUCCUGUAGAUGAAAAUAACACCUCUGACUUUAGGAGCACAACAAGCGACUACGAGUCCAAGCAGAGCCAGGAGGCCGCUGGCGCCGGCAGCCCCGUGCGGACCCGGCGGCACUCGUGGAGGCAGCAGAUAUUCCUGCGAGUGGCGACGCCGCAGAAAGCCUGCGACUCCCCCGCGCGAUACGAGGAUUACUCUGAGUUGGGAGAGCUUCCACCCAGAUCUCCACUAGAACCAGUGUGUGAAGAUGGCCCUUUUGGGCCUGUGAAGGAAGAAAGGCAGCGAACACCUCGGGAGCUCCGGGAGCUGUGGAAGAAAGCCAUUAUUCAGCAGAUACUGCUGCUCAGGAUGGAGAAGGAAAAUCAGAAGUUACAAGCCUCAGAAAACAAUUUGCAGAACAGACGUCUGAAACUUGACUAUGAAGAAAUCACACCAUGCUUAAAAGAUGUAACUUUGAUUUGGGAAAAAAUGUUGAGUACACCUGGAAGGUCAAAGAUUAAAUUUGAUGUGGAAAAAAUACAUUCUGCUGUUGGGCAAGGCAUACCUCGUCACCACCGUGGAGAGAUUUGGAAGUUUUUGGCAGAGCAAUACCAUCUUAAACACCAGUUUCCAUGCAAACAACCCCCAAAGGACACUCCGUAUAAAGAGCUCCUGAAACAACUGACUUCCCAGCAACAUGCAAUACUUAUUGACCUAGGACGGACAUUUCCAACACAUCCAUACUUCUCAGCACAGCUGGGAGCGGGGCAGCUGUCACUCUACAAUAUUUUGAAGGCCUAUUCCCUCUUGGACCAGGAAGUAGGAUAUUGCCAGGGCCUUAGCUUUGUAGCAGGCGUUUUACUACUUCAUAUGAGUGAAGAAGAUGCUUUUAAAAUGCUGAAGUUUCUCAUGUUUGACAUGGGUCUGAGAAAACAGUAUCGUCCUGACAUGACUAUUUUACAGAUCCAGAUGUAUCAACUGUCUAGACUUCUUCAUGACUACCAUCGAGAUCUCUACAACCACCUAGAGGAACAUGAGAUUGGCCCCAGUCUCUAUGCUGCUCCCUGGUUUCUCACCAUGUUUGCCUCCCAGUUUCCCCUCGGAUUUGUGGCCAGAGUAUUUGAUAUGCUGUUCCUUCAAGGGUCCGAGGCUAUAUUUAAAGUUGCCUUAAGCCUUUUGGGAAGCCACAAGCCCUUGAUUCUACAACAUGAGAACCUAGAAACUAUAGUUGAUUUUAUUAAAAGCACUCUCCCAAACUUGGGUUUGGUACAGAUGGAAAAGACCAUUAGUCAGGUGUUUGAAAUGGAUAUUGCCAAGCAGUUGCAAGCUUAUGAAGUUGAAUACCAUGUGCUUCAGGAUGAGCUUAUAGAUUCAUCUUUAAAUGACAAUCAGAGACUGGAUAAAUUAGAAAAGGCAAACAGUAGCUUGCGCAAACAGAACUUUGAUCUCCUGGAAGAACUGCAGGUGGCUAAUGGAAAGAUCCAAAACCUGGAGGCCACAGUAGAGCUUUUACUGACCAAUGAAGGCAAAUUGAAGCAGUCAAUUCUCACUCUUGAGCAGGAGCGAGAAGCUUUACUGAACACAGUGGAAAAGCUGCAGAAAAAGAUGAGUGAUGCAGAUGGGAAACCUGUACUGAUUAGGCAAGAGCACAUGGAUGCUGACUGACAGCUGCACUUGUCAUGGAGCAGACAAGCUGAGCAAAGAACCAAGGGAAGAACUGAGGCUUUUUGUGCUGAUACCCCGGAGACAUGACAUUGUCAUCUUCACUGUUACACGCCUUCCUGUAGCAAAGCAAGGUAUGGGCAUGGUGACUGCCCACACUGGGAGGCUAGUUCCUUGGGGAGGAGGAGGCUCUUUCUCGUUAGGGUGUAGAAAAGCCAUGAACGGUAAGAUGCCACAUGAUCAUAAUGGGCAGGAGAAAAGUCUUUUUCAGCAAAUAGCACGUGCAGUCACACACAGUACACCGUAAAGCUGUCCUGGAUUCUUCCAUAAGUGCUUCUAAACCUAAGUGCUUUGUGUUCGUUACAUAUUUUGUGUUUUGUACGUAGAUCAACCCCAUGUUAAACAGGACAUCCUUUAGAAGGUCGAGUGAAGAGCUUUGAGGGACGACUUCCUCAGUGUAGAUACCCAGCGGUGGCAUUUGCUAAGAGGUUUGUGAUUGGACUCAAGAUAUUUCUGGCAGUGUAAAAGCCCUGAAGCUUUGCUGGGUUUUGUUAACUGUGUUGUUUAGCCCUCAGAUAACUGCUUCCCAGUGCUUUAAGGUGUCACUCUGCUGGACUCCAGAGAGCUGGACUUCAUCAUAUGUGACUGUGCUUAACUGGGGAGCUGCCACAUGUUUUUAUAAGUACACUGUUCUACUACAUUUUUGUUCGACAUUCACUGGUUUAAAGUAUUUCUGGUUGGCAUUAUCUGAUACACAUACUGUAUAAAGUAACUGUAUUAUGCUCAGCAAAAUGCACUGAUAUUAGCUUGAUGAAGUCUGUGACUCUUGCAACAUCAUCCAAGGAUUUGUACUCAAACCCUUCAAGUAUCGUUUUAUUUAUUGCUCAUCUGCUGUGUGAUGUAAGACAUCCUUUUGCUGGGAAGUUAAUGCCCUGAUCCUUUUUUUUUCCCUUCAUUUGGUACUCUGUGCCCACUCCCUCUCUGGGAAAUGUCACUCCUAAAGACUCUUUUUUGAAGUGGUAAAGGCAUUUCAAAAGCUUGAUGUUGUGCCAGGUAUUCUUAAACUGCUUUAUAAGGGAUUACAAUGCAACUUUUGAGUAGGAUUACAUAUGUAAAAACAAUCUCACUUUCCUUAAUACUAUGAUAGUUAUUUUCAGGCCAGUUAAAGCACCGCUGCUACAAGUGCAAUAAUAUCCCUGCAUAUUCAGUUUUGGGGGUUUGCUUCAGAAUUAGACUAAACAGUGCCACAGUUUUGUUUUUAAUCCCCCAGCACAGUGUUAAUAGUGUUACUGUGGUGGAGAUUCAUCCAGAUGUGUUUUUUCCUAUUUUUUUUUUUAAUUUUAUUUUUAAUUUCAAAGCACAGUUUUUAUUGUCUGACUGACAGUGUAGGAAAGGUUUUAUUUUGCUUUUUCCCCUCUUCAUGCAAAUCCCUCUGACACAUUUUGGUUGUAGUUUAAUAAGAGAACUGUAACAUUCAGCAGCUGUGCAGAGCAAAUACUGUCAUGUAGGCCAGAAGCUAAAAAGAGAGUUUACUCUUCAGUUUCCUAAGAGUUUUGUUUGACUUCUGUCAAGAACCAUGCCUGGUUUUUGCACAUCCACUCUGUAUUUACUUAAUACUGAAAUUCCAGAUAAAUAAAUUGUUAUUAAUCCAUUUACCUUUUAGGGCUCUUUUUUUUUUCUUUUUUUCCUUUUUUUUUCGGAAAACCAUAUUGAAGCUUGUGCUUCAUGUUUAAAAUAUUGUCAUAAUGGACCUCGCAUUGUUAGAACUCCAUAAUAUUGUAUAAUAUGGCACCUUAGUGCUAUAAUCCAUACACUGACUUUUUAAACAAAAAGAGCAAUAAAAACAAUCUAAGCCUA
Molecule: messenger RNA, 5685 nt
Organism: Nothoprocta perdicaria
Lineage: Eukaryota; Metazoa; Chordata; Aves; Tinamiformes; Tinamidae
Gene: TBC1D1
Product: TBC1 domain family member 1
Exons: 21
Coding region: 1-3831 (1276 amino acids)
Source: RefSeq, a predicted model, not a curated record